AUGGGGACACCUCAAACACCAUCAACCACCAUCAACCACCAUCAACCACCAUCAAACCUCAUCAACCAUCAUCAAACACCAUCAAACACCAUCAAACACCAUCAAACCUCAUCAACCAUCAUCAAACACCAUCAAACACCAUCAAACACCAUCAACCACCAUCAACCAUCAUCAAACCUCAUCAACCACCAUCAAACACCAUCAAACACCAUCAACCACCAUCAAACACCAUCAAACCUCAUCAAACCUCAUCAACCAUCAUCAACCAUCAUCAACCACCAUCAAACACCAUCAACCACCAUCAAACACCAUCAAACACCAUCAAACCUCAUCAAACCUCAUCAACCAUCAUCAACCAUCAUCAACCACCAUCAAACACCAUCAACCACCAUCAAACACCAUCAAACACCAUCAAACACCAUCAAACCUCAUCAAACACCAUCAAACACCAUCAAACACCAUCAAACACCAUCAACUAUCAUCAACCACCAUCAAACACCAUCAAACACCAUCAAACACCAUCAACUAUCAUCAACCACCAUCAAACACCAUCAACCACCAUCAAACACCAUCAAACACCAUCAACCACCAUCAACCAUCAUCAAACACCAUCAAACACCAUCAACCACCAUCAACCACCAUCAACCACCAUCAAACACCAUCAAACACCAUCAACCACCAUCAACCAUCAUCAAACACCAUCAAACACCAUCAAACCGCAUCAACCAUCAUCAAACACCAUCAAACACCAUCAAACCUCAUCAACCAUCAUCAAACACCAUCAACCAUCAUCAAACACCAUCAAACCUCAUCAAACACCAUCAAACACCAUCAACCAUCAUCAAACACCAUCAAACACCAUCAACCACCAUCAACCACCAUCAAUCACCAUCAAACACCAUCAAACACCAUCAAACACCAUCAAACACCAUCAACCACCAUCAAACACCAUCAACCAUCAUCAAACACCAUCAAACCUCAUCAACCACCAUCAAACACCAUCAAACACCAUCAACCACCAUCAAACCUCAUCAAACACCAUCAAACACCAUCAAACACCAUCAACCACCAUCAACCACCAUCAAACCUCAUUAA
Oenanthe melanoleuca is the source of this 1095-nucleotide messenger RNA. Its product is annotated as histidine-rich glycoprotein-like. NCBI's taxonomy places the organism in Eukaryota, Metazoa, Chordata, Aves, Passeriformes, Muscicapidae. The record is from RefSeq and is a predicted model, not a curated record. The transcript has a single exon. The coding region runs from base 1 to 1095 and encodes 364 amino acids.